Eimeria maxima is the source of this 349-nucleotide messenger RNA. RefSeq names its product DKFZp566D143.1, related. Lineage: Eukaryota; Apicomplexa; Conoidasida; Eucoccidiorida; Eimeriidae. The transcript has 5 exons. The record is from RefSeq and is a predicted model, not a curated record. The annotation marks the transcript as partial.
GGAGGAGUGGAUCCCCGAGGCAGAAUUUGAAGAGUCUCUUCGUUAUAUUCCCAAGGAAGUAAUUCCCUUUGAAGGAGAAGCACAAACAGCAACACUUAGUGUUGCAUUACCUGCAUCUAUUAUUGCUAAUGUUAAGACAGUUGAAUUGAAGGCUGCAUUAGUUGGUAAUAUUGCUCGUUGUUUAGUAGUCAUGGGUGUUGAUGAAGUUGUUGUAUAUGAAGAUAUGGCGGACGCCGUGGAUCCAAAGACAGGCCGUUCUCCUUCUUUAGAUUUUUUUAUUCGUAAUUUACAAUAUCUUGAGACCCCACAAUUCCUCAGAAAAAAACUCUUCAAAUUACAUCCAGGGUAA